AUGGCGAGUAUCAACAAAGCGAAUUAUUGUAGCAUGAAAUCUCAACAAUGCUCCGAUUAUGUACGAAAUCUACCGUUUGAAGUCCGAAAGCGGUACUUCGAGAAGCUGGGAUAUCGUGACGGUACGUGUAUCUUGCCGGAUCCUUACAAUUUGAAGAAUGGAUGGGUUGACGAUCCGUCUUUGUGGCCGGACAUCACUUUCACCGAUAUAUAUUUUUACCUCGUCGAUGCGCCCGGACAGUUCACUCACGCUAGUCUGAAGGCAUACAAGUCCCUCAAAGCCUACGAAUACGUCGAAAGUGGACAGAUGCAUCCCGUGUUUUAUUACAACGUAGAGCAGUCGCCGUAUUGUUUUUUGAAGACAAAGGUCAUCCCUUCUCAGCGACCUCGGGACAAACCUCAUCAACCAUGGACGUGCUUAAACAAAUCCGAGGGGACUGUAUACUGUACACACUGUACAUGUUUGGAAGGUCUAGGUGAGGUAUGCAGUCAUGUUGCAGCCCUCUUAUUCAAGGUUGAUGCAACUGUCCGCGCUGGUCUUACAUCAACAGCAUCCACAGGUGAAGCUUGCAAGUGGAAUGCAUCAUACAGAAAAGAGCUCAAUCCAAUCCCAAUUAGUGACAUUAAUAUCAUGGGAAGUCGAAAGACUGACAUUUCAACGACAUCAGCAAGGGGGAAAGCUCUGCUACCAGACAGGAGUACCCUCCAAUCACUACGAGAUGUUUGCCCUAAUGCAGUUUUCUUCAAAACCAUUCCUUCACUGGAUGAUGAAGAAACAGACACGGCAGAGGAAGAAGAAGAAACGAGGUCCUUACCGCCAACCAUCACAAGUCUUAUAUCUGAGGAUGAUAUCACAGAGGAUAACAUCACAUCUGUUUGUGAGCAACAGUGGAAUUCCUACAAAUGUACCGAGGACCAAAUUAUUAACCUUGAAAUUGUGACAAAAGAUCAAGCUGUAAGCCCCAUUUGGUACGAACACAGGAAAGGUCGAAUAACGGGAAGUAAGGCUCAUGACAUCUUAGUCAUGAAGGCAACAAGUGACCCAAAGAAUAAUAUCAUGAAGGUAAUGGGAUACAACAGUCGGGAUAUUUCAAAGAAGGCUGCUGUGGCAUGGGGCACAGAUAACAAGGCACGUGCCAGACAUCUUUAUUUAAAACAAGCGGCGAGGAGUCAUUUCAACUUUGAUUCCACGACAAUCGGAUUGUUAGUCUGUCAAAUCAGACCCUACAUGGCAGUUUCGUGUGAUGGAAUUGUUUCAUGUACAUGUUGUGGGAAAGGAUGUGUGGAGGUGAAAUGUCCCGACAAACACAGGAAUAGUAAUAUAGCUAAUGCUUCAAAAGACAAUUUAUUUUGUCUUGACAAGGACUUGCAUCUGAAAAAAGAACACAGGUACUAUACACAAGUGCAAUUUCAAAUGUAUGUCCAGAAAGUAUCUUACUGUGAUCUUGUGGUUUAUACAAACUUAGACAUGGCAAUUGUAAGAAUUCCACGAGAUGAUAAAUUUAUAUCAACUCUUUUGUCGAAAUGUGAUACAUUUUUCUGUGACCAUGUCCUUCCUGAAGUUGUAUCUAGAAAACUCGAGAACAGCAGACCAGAACUUAGAGACUUUAUUCCUGAUAAGGAGCUAGUGGAAAAUGUGUGGUGCUACUGUCAGGAGGAGGCGCAUGGACGUAUGAUCAUGUGUGAUGGUGCUGAUUGUCCAUACACCUGGUUUCACUACGGGUGUGUAGACAUAAGAAGGAAGCCAAAAGGAUCCUGGUUUUGUCCAAGUUGUGUGAUGGGAUAACCAGUGUUGUGUUCUUGCCAUUUCACAAGGAAAAUUGUCUGUUUUCAUUUGCAGUUAUGGACAACAAAAACUUACUCAUUUUAUCAUUAAUGUAUAUCACUGAAUCUGUUACGAACAGACAUAUCAAAUGGAUGUUUACCAUUAAAAUAUUGGGAUAGCAAUGAUGUAUAAUUCCUUUAUAUAUCAUUUCUCACAAGUUUUUCAAUCAAAAAAACACAAUCUGCCAAAAGAAGAUCCCCAUGUACUAACGGUGUCAGAAAUCCAGACUGCUGAGUGAUGACCUUGUCUGAGCUAAUUUCUAAUCCUAUCCAACCUGCUCACUCCGAGCGAGAACCUCAACAUCUUCAUUUCUGCUCCCUCAAGUUCUGCUUCCUGUUGUUUCUUCAGUGCCACCGCCUCUAAUCCGUACAUCAUGCCCGGCCUCACCACUGUUUUAUAAACUUUGCCCUUCAUCUUAGCAGAGCAUCUUCUGUCACAUAGAACACCAGACAACUUCCACCAACUCUUCCACCCCACUUGGACCCGUUUCCUCACUUCCUUACCACUCUCACCAUUGCUCUGUAUUGUUGACCCCAAGUAUUUGAAGUGGUCCACCCUCGCUAUCUCUUCUCCCUGGAGCUUCACUCUUCCUCCUCCGCCCCUCACAUUCACGCACAUAUAUUCUGUUUUACUUUGGCUAAUCUUCAUUCCUCUCCUUUCCAGUGCGUACCUCCAUCUUUUUAACUGCUCCACCGCUUGUUCCCUGCUUUCACUACAGAUCACAAUAUCAUCUGUGAACAUCAUGGUCCAAGGGGAAUCCAGUUUAAUCAGCCUAUCCAGUACUACCGCAAACAGGAAGGGGCUCAGCGCGGAACCCUGAUGCAGUCCCACCUCCACCUUAAUUGUCCUGUACUAUUCUCACAAAUUUCUCCGCCACACCAGACUUGCACAUCCAGUACCACAGUUCCUCUCUUGGUACUCUGUCAUAGGCUUUCUCUCGGUCUACAAAAAUACAAUGUAGCUCCUUCUGACCUUCUCAGCAGGUUGGUCUUCUUCUUCGCCUUCAUUGUCCCCAUGUUCCCCUUCUUCUUGAUCAAUGUUACUGGUACUGCUAGAUAGUUCCAGGAGAAUUGAUGCAGCGUUGCUUGUUUCUUGCUGUCCUACGCUUUUCAUCUUCCCAACGUUGUACUCGCUGAUACCUUUCCUUUGACUCAUCAGGAAUUAACAUGGCUGAAGGUUUUAUAUCCCAUAUUAACAUGUGUGACAUAAUCAGGAUCAUUUGGAUCAUUGCUAGCAAAUCCUGCGAAUGUAAGAAAUUAUAAAAUUUAGCAACAUAAUUUCUGCAUACCUACAAAACAAUCCAGUCAUGGAAAUCAAUUACUACAUAGACUUGGCCUCUUAUACAUUUAGGAGACACUGACAAAAGAAUCAUGUAAUAAAAUAAAACUAUAUUAACUCUUAUGAUCGUGCCAGGAUAUUAUACUUGUACUUGGUGAAUGAACAGUGAAAAGGUCUCGUUGAAUAUGCAUGCAAUGCAUCAAGUUGAUCCCAAAAAAAAACAUUCAAAUCUUUCUAGACACAAUUAUAUAUUUAAGGAAAAAAACCUGAAGAAAAAUGAUCUCCACAAACCCGAUCUCCGCUAUGUUCCGGUGCCCAAUUCUUUCAGUUGAUAGCCUGAAGCCAUGGCUGUUUUUGUCCUUCCACGAUCAGUAUUUGGUGAAAUUUUAAGCCUGAUCCUUUCACAAAACUGUUUCUACAGCCAACUACUACACACGAUAUAACCAUUGUACUAAAAUGCAAAGACUUUCAUUCAUCAAAACCGAAAAAUUAAAUGUAUAACCUUACAAACCAAUGAUCGCACUCGCUUACACCUGCUGUGUUUACUUGGCUUUCUGCCUACCGGAAGUUCUCGUCCGAUCACGUGAUCAUAACAAACGACGUCACACUGGCAUAUCCUAUUACCUAGGGCCCGAUUUCCGUGACAUGUUAACUUUUCCCAAAAUAUGCUGCGAAGCACUAUCAUCAUAACACAGCAAAAGAAAAGCAUUUUUUUUGUCAUAACAACAUUACAUUUUAAGUCAAUCAGUUAGAUGUUUUUUUUGGAAAUAAGGAAUCACAAUGGGGAAAAAACAUGCAAAAGGCAUUGUUCAUUUGUUGUCUCUGCAAUGUCCCAUUUCAGACAAAACUUAAAGCUUGUUUCCUCGCAUAUGAAAAUCAAAUUCAAGUUGCAGAGUUGUGAAUUCUGAAAUUCAUCAAAAAUUUCACAGAAAAUUUUUUCUUGCUUAUCCACUGAUAAAGUUUGAGGCCCCGUAGCUCAGUGGUUAGAGCAGUGGUUUGGUAAACCAGGGGUUGUGGGUUCGUAUCCCACUGGGGCCUCCACUCCCUGAGAAGGGUUGCGUCAGGAAGGGCAUCCGGCGUAAAAAUUGUGCCAAACAUAUAUGUGCGUUCAUCUGAGAUGACACGCUGUGGCGACCCCGAAAGGGACAAGCCGAAAGAAACUUACUUACUAUCCACUGAUAAAGUUUGGG
Syngnathoides biaculeatus (alligator pipefish) is the source of this 4292-nucleotide messenger RNA. RefSeq lists its product as uncharacterized. NCBI's taxonomy places the organism in Eukaryota, Metazoa, Chordata, Actinopteri, Syngnathiformes, Syngnathidae. The coding region runs from base 1 to 1785 and encodes 594 amino acids. The transcript has 3 exons. Gene Ontology annotation, molecular function: zinc ion binding. The record is from RefSeq and is a predicted model, not a curated record.